AUGUUGCACAAAAGACCUGAAUUCUCAGGUGCUGAGGGGGAAGAUAUAAAUGAAUCACCUACCAAGAAAAAGGGGAAUUCGGACAAGUAUCGAGCAUUCGUACCGAAAGAGAAAGAGUUCCUGAAAACCUAUGAAAAUAUGGAAUCCAGGAUCCGAAAAGUUCUGAACACUACGUACAAGAAGCUGACCAACUCUCUGUCCCAGGAUAAUAUAUCGGACGAGAUUAAAUAUCUCAAGAACCGCCUCCUCACCUUGAAAGAAAAGUCUUCUCUGGACCCGAUUUACAUUGGGCUCUUUGGCAGCACCGGGGCUGGGAAGAGCUCACUGUUCAAUGCCAUCAUCGAGCAGCAGUUCUUCCUGCCAGUGUCGGGGAGCCAAGCCUGCACCUCGUGCAUUGUGCAAGUCAGCAGCAGCCGGAGCAAAAACUAUGAGGCAAAAAUUCACCUUCUCUCACUACAGGAAUGGAACGAGGAACUGAAGAAUCUGGUGGAGCUUGUGUGGAAACCCGGGGAGGAGGAAGAAGAGGAGGAGGAAGGUGAUGUAGGUGAAGCUGUCCAAAAGCUUCAAGCGCUUUAUGGGAGAGAUGCUGUAACCAGAUCUUAUGAAUACCUGUUGAAGGCAAAGCCCCUAGUAAAUAUCCCUUCCUCAAAUUGUAUUCCCCUCACGGGAGCGCAGGCAAAAGAACUCUCUGACAAACUGGACCCCUAUAUCCGGAGUCAGAGUAACAAGGAUGAGGAGGAGCCAGCACUGGAUGAAGAGAAAGCCAAGAUGCGACUCUGGCCGCUAAUCAAAUACGUGGAAGUGACAAUUCCGAAGUCCAACAUGAUUCCGGAAGGUGUCGUGUUUAUGGAUAUUCCCGGGACAGGAGAUUACAACAGCAAAAGGGACGAAAUGUGGAAAGAGAGCAUCAAUAAAUGUUCAGUCAUCUGGGUUAUCAGCGACAUCGAACGAGUUCUGGGGGACAAAGUCCAUGAAGUGCUGCUGAAAGAGAGCAUCAAAGCUUACCAAGGCGGGAUGUGCAGUGACAUCGCUCUGGUGGUCACCAAGUCUGAUAAGCUGCAGCUGGAGGAAUACCUGAGGGAAAGACAAGAGAAACAUAAACCUAUAGAAACCAGACACGAUGCCAUUUUAGAGAGGAACGCAUUCGUGAAAGGGAAGAAAAUCAAAGGACUGAAGACAAAGCUUGGGAGAAUACUGCCGAGUGACUCAGAAAUUCUGGACAAGGCUGAUCUCGUUUACACGGUCAGUGCUACAGAAUACUGGCAGGAGACAUGUAUGAAUAAGGAAGAGACAGAGAUCCCCAAGCUGAGAGAGUACAUCAGGAAUAUCUUUCUGAAAGAGAAGAAGAAGCUGCUAAUGGAUUAUGUGGCAGAGGCUUUCGGCAUUGUCCUGCUGGCUGAGAAUUUCAACUCCACACGAGACAUGGUGAAUCACUAUCAGCAGAGCGGCUUGGAAGGCUUUGUGAAGGACAAGAUCGAGGCUUUGGAGAAGGAGAUUGAGAAAUGUUUUGCCCAGCUGGAACAGCCCCUUAACGAAGGCGUGAAGAAAGCAAAAUUAUCUCACCAAAAAACAUUCUCUCAGCUCCUUACACGAGACACUGGCAACCGAGGCUUCCACAGGACCCUGAAAGCCGUGUGCCAGAAGAAUGGCGUAUACGCGUCCCGGAUCUUUUCCCGCAUAGACUUCAACAGUGCCCUCGCUCAGCCCAUCUAUGACAAAAUCAACCCCACGUUUGCAAUCAUAUUCAGGAUCCAAAAGGGAACCAGAGCCUCGUUGAAACCCUGCCUUGAUAUGUUCAAAGACUCGGUGCAGGAGAAAAUCGGUGAGGUUGUGAAGAAGAGCCCAGUGACCAGGGACCACUGCAAGCUCAACUUCUUCAUUGAGGAAACAAACAUCAUCCUGAGGACCCUGGAAAGAGAGAUCCUUAAGAAGAAGAUGGCUGUCUACCAGUCCCUUCCGCUGUCCAUCCAGAGUGACCUAAAGCCUUACUAUGAAGAGGCGGCUAAGAUCCAGGGGCCGCGAUCCUGCCAGAGGAUGCAAAAUAUCCUCAAGGAGAACAUUGAGAAAAAGACAGAGGGUGGAAUGUUUGAGAAGGCAAAGGAGAAGAUGAAGAUGCAGCUCCAGGAACUGAAGGUGAAUCCAAGUAUUUGCAGGACACUGGAAGAUGCAAACAAGCAGUUUGAUGCUGCUCUCUAUUUUUACGCAUGCAAACUGAUGGGGCCCACAAGUUAUGUAUUUAAGGUCCCAGGCUUGUCUUUUGAGUGUUUUGUGCAGGUUGCCUUUGAGGAAGAGGACUGA
This is a messenger RNA of Terrapene triunguis (Three-toed box turtle), 2298 nucleotides long. It is a transcript of the gene NUGGC, whose product is annotated as nuclear GTPase, germinal center associated. Lineage: Eukaryota; Metazoa; Chordata; Testudines; Emydidae. The coding region runs from base 1 to 2298 and encodes 765 amino acids. The transcript has 18 exons. The record is from RefSeq and is a predicted model, not a curated record. Gene Ontology annotation, molecular function: GTPase activity.